UCAAACGCUUCCAGCAGUUCCAGCUUUACAGGCAGAAACUAUAACUGCAAUGGCAGCAUUUCAUGCAGUUCAUGCAGGGAACUCAGGGAGGCAGGAAUAGGCAACUCUGAGAGGCUCGACCAAACCCAUGUUUCCCAAGAGCGCUGCGUAUUGACACCGCAAUCGCUUCAAGAACAUGGAGUUUCAUUUCUUUCCACGGCAAGUGUCCUUUGCAUGGCUUGAGUGGGAGAAUCACCAGAACCAUUUGGCACUCGUGGAAAGACCAGGGUCAUCCACCAUGCGACCGCUCAGAAAACCGACGGAAUCCCGGUCGUGGUUCGAAGGUCGUUCGCAGCCAUUUGUGGGUGAGCGAACUUGGAGUUGCCGAUUUGCCUGCCUUUUUUGUGGAAACAGUCUCAGCAAGAAAGAUCCUGAAAGAUCAUGUUUCCCAGGUCAAGACUUGCUUCUUUUGCUUCCUUGAAGGUUGUCCAAGUGUUGGCACCAUGACGUCUGUGCCUGUGCGUUGGGGAAUUAUUGGCUGCGGAGAUGUGACUGAAGUAAAAAGUGGACCAGCUUUUCAAUUGGCGACUGGUUCACAGCUUGUGGCUGUCAUGCGCAGGGAUGCGGAAAAGGCACGGGACUAUGCGGAGAGGCACAGCGUUCCCAGGUGGUACAGUACAGUGGAGGGCCUUCUGAGUGACCAGGAGAUUGAUGCGAUUUACAUUGCAACUCCUCCAGGGUCCCGUGUGGAGAUUGCGGAACAAGUUGCAAAAAGUGGGAAGCCAUGCUAUUUGGAAAAACCCAUGGCUCGCAACUUCACUGAAUCCCAGCUCAUCGCUCAAGUUUUUGAGUCAAAUUCGGUGCCUUUGUUUGUUGCCUACUAUCGAAGGUGCUACCCACGAUUUGUCCGGCUCAAGGCACUUUUGGCCUCUGGCCAGUUUGGGCGAAUUUCCAGUGUGCAAUAUCGGCUGGAACGGCCAGCUGCAUCCUCCACCGGUUGGCGUCAAGAUGUGUCAACUUCUGGGGGAGGUCUUUUCGUUGACCUUGGGUCCCAUGUCUUGGACCUUUUGGACUUUCUCUUGGGCCCUCUCAAGAUGACCGAAGGGGUGGCAGCUAGGGCUCCUGAUGCACACCCUUCCUCUCCGGAAGAUGUUGUGGCGAUCUCCUUUGCUUUUGGCUCCCCCACGCAGGGCAUCGGCACAGGACUUUGGAACUUUAAUUCUGCAGAAUCCUGUGAUGUGUUGGAAAUUACCACCUCAAAGGCCAAGAUCUUUGUGCCAGACUUUAUGAACGGCCGAGUUGUUUCAGUGAGAGGUCCAGACGGAUCAAAGUUGGAAGAGUGGGAGGAGAUUCCACCCAACACCGUGCAGCUCCCCAUGAUUCAAACCAUUACCAAUGCCAUUGCCGAGAAGAAUCCAGCGCUUUGUCCAAGCACUGCGACGUCGGGUCUACGAACAGCCUCUUACAUUGAUCAAGCCUUGAAUGGCUUCUAUGGCGGUCGCGCAGAUGCAUUCUGGAAGAGAGUUGACACAUGGACCUCAAACCAACAUGGCGUCCAACGCUGAGGUGAGGCAGCAGGGGACACUUGCUCUGCAGCCGUCAGUCAGUCAACUCAAAAUAUGUGCCGGGCGUUUUGGCCAUGUGAGAUGAGUACUCCUAAAUGUAGGCAGACUGAUCCUCACUGAUCCUUU
Molecule: messenger RNA, 1670 nt
Organism: Durusdinium trenchii
Lineage: Eukaryota; Dinophyceae; Suessiales; Symbiodiniaceae
Source: the annotation of a GenBank genome assembly